UCUGACUAACAGUUGAAAAAUAAACUGGGUUGAAUAAGUUGGAAUUUAUGUGCAAGUAAUAUGUUAGAGAUGAAGUGUUUGUUAAUAAUUAGUCUUGUGGUUUUUGUAACUGUUGUUAUUUCAGAUACAGGUAAACCUUUGUUUUUACCAAACUUGCCAGUUGGUAAAUACCGGCUUAAUUUUUUAGCACUGCUUCGUUGUACUUCUGCCCGGCUGAAUAAUAAAAUAAAAUAUGAAUUGUACCUUGGUAAAAAAUCUGCCAACACCACAGAAUUUCUAGGAAACAUAACACAUUUAGUACCAUUUGAUGAUUCCUUGAAUUUGGAAUUCGAUAUGGCGAGAAAAGAUUCUGUUGGUGGUUGGAAGAAUAAUGAUUUUGUUUAUAAAUCACCCAAAGGUUGCACGACACUUAAAACGUUCUUUGGAGGUGCUUGGACUUCAAUUAUGGAUGGUCUAGGAAUCUACAAUGCCACUUGUCCUAUUCCCGUGGGUUUUUAUAAAGGAUCUGGCUUAGAUACUGCUGAUUUCAUGUUAACCAAUUUUCCCAAGACAUUUUUUUACGGAACAUACAGAUUCACUAUUUAUUUUACCAAAAACAAUGAAGUCUAUGGUUGUUUUACUUUAGUUGUAGAGGUGAAGCGACCUUGGGAACUUGAUUAAACGUUAAACAAAAAUUAUAUUUUAAUAGUUCUAAUCAAUAUUCAUGUUCACGAUACAUUUAUUUAUUAUUAUUACUCAGAUAUACCAUUUUUUUUGUGAUUUAAAAAUAAACAAUAUUCUUCGUUC
Molecule: messenger RNA, 786 nt
Organism: Metopolophium dirhodum (rose-grain aphid)
Lineage: Eukaryota; Metazoa; Arthropoda; Insecta; Hemiptera; Aphididae
Exons: 4
Coding region: 61-660 (199 amino acids)
Source: RefSeq, a predicted model, not a curated record